AUGGUUGAUUAUCACUUAGUUAUUCUAGUGCAUGGUAUUUGGGGAAACUCGUCGCACUUGGCUUAUAUCGAGAAACAAAUUAACGAGAAUGUCAAGCCCAGAGGUGACACUAGGUUACUAGUUCAUAAGACAGGGUCUCAUUCUGGAUAUCUAACACACGACGGUAUCGAUGUCAAUGGGAAAAGAAUAACGGAUGAGAUUGUGGAACAGACGGAACGAAUUACUGAAAACGGAGACACAGUGACACGAUUUUCCAUAAUCGGAUAUUCUUUAGGAGGUUUGAUAUCCAGAUAUGCCAUUGGGAUUUUACAAAAGCAGGGAUAUUUCAACAAUAUUGAGCCAGUCAACUUUGUCACCUUUUGCACUCCCCAUGUUGGUGUGCUGAAGCCACAUACCCAAAAUUUGUCAGUACGAUUGUACAAUAAUAUUGCUCCCCAUUUCUUGGCCAUAACUGGAUCUCAGUUCUUUCUAAAAGACAAGAUAGGCGAAUUUAAUAAACCGUUAUUGGUAUGGAUGGCAGAUCCCAAGUCAGCUUUCUACUUGGCGUUGAAGCUGUUCAAAUAUAAAGCCUUAUACGCCAAUGUCGUCAAUGAUAAACGUUGCAGUUGGUUUACCGCAUCAAUAUCCUUAACCGAUCCUGUCAAUUCACUGUACAACAAGCUACCUCAAAACAUUGUUGCUGAGUAUAUCAAAGGUUAUGAGCCAAAUGUAAUUGAUGCUUCGAAGCCAUUUUUCUACGAGAAAAAAUCCAAUGAACAAACGUAUGACAAUUCUUCUCCUCGAGGGUGGUUCUGGAAGACGUUGAACUGGUGCAAGUUGAUUGGCACUAUAGCGAUUUAUGCUCCAAUAAUGGGUCUUUCGUUCUUGGUGUCCUCGAUUUACCAACGCUUCAGAACUUCAAACAGACUUCGUGAUUUCCACAAUGAAAAGUCAAAUAAUUUGUCUCACUUAUAUGAAUACGAUGAAACCACAUCGUUGUUGACUGGUUUUACCAACAAGUUAGAAGAUGAGCAAGACACUAUAGUUGAAGAUAUGUAUGGAGCCAUGAGUUGGAAAGUCUCUCACUCCUCGUUGAAUUUCCCACCAAUCACUUUAGAUGAAUCGCAAAAAUACAUAGUUGAAAGGUUGAAUGGUUUGGGAUGGAAGAAGUACCCAGUAAUUUUGAGACAUACCCCUUCCACUCAUGCCGGUGCUAUUGUUAGACAUGCUGACCCCAACUUUGAUGAAGGUAAGGUCAUUGUUCGUCAUUUUAUUGAGAAUGUCUUUAAAUUAGAGUAG
This is a messenger RNA of Lodderomyces margitis, 1278 nucleotides long. RefSeq lists its product as uncharacterized. The record is from RefSeq and is a predicted model, not a curated record. Gene Ontology annotation, molecular function: monoacylglycerol lipase activity. Lineage: Eukaryota; Fungi; Ascomycota; Pichiomycetes; Serinales; Debaryomycetaceae. The transcript is spliced from 2 exons. Bases 1 to 1278 code for a protein of 425 amino acids.